CGACCUGGUUCCCCAUACACUUCGUUCCACAAUGUCUUUGAAGGUUGCUGCCGCCUACUGCAUGGCCUAUGUGGCCGGUCAGGAGUCUCCCAGUGAGGCUGAUGUUAAGAAGAUUCUCGAGUCUGUUAGCGCCCCCGUUGACGAGGAGCAAAUCAAGUCUCUCGUGAGCCAGCUUGAGGGCAAGGACAUCGCUGCCCUCAUCAAGGAUGGCAAGGAGAAGCUCUCUUCUUGCGCUGGUGCCGCUCCUGCUGCUGCUACUGGCGCUUCUGCUGCUGCUGGUGCCAAGGAGGAGGCAGCUGCCCCUGUUGAAGAGGAGGAGGAAGAAGAGGAAGAGGACAUGGGCUUCGAUCUCUUCGAUUAACCAGUUUCUUCUAACUAACUGCCUAAGUCGACACUAGACGGGUUAGCUUGUGGGAACG
Messenger RNA from Perkinsus marinus ATCC 50983, 419 nucleotides. Its product is annotated as acidic ribosomal protein P2, putative. The transcript has 3 exons. Gene Ontology annotation, cellular component: cytosolic large ribosomal subunit; ribosome. Bases 32 to 361 code for a protein of 109 amino acids. The record is from RefSeq and is a predicted model, not a curated record. Lineage: Eukaryota; Perkinsozoa; Perkinsida; Perkinsidae. Gene Ontology annotation, biological process: cytoplasmic translational elongation. Gene Ontology annotation, molecular function: structural constituent of ribosome.